UCUCUCUCUCUCUCCCCCUCCCUCUCUAUUGCUCUUGCUCUUGCUCUCUCUCUCUCUCUCUCUGUCACUCUCUCGCUCUCUCUCUAACUUGCCCAGCUGAAUUCACUUUAAUUCCAGAAAGAAAGUAACCGGGGUGCAGUCACACUGCAGCUGUUGAGCAGCCCCUAGCCUAGCUAGAUGUACGUGUGUGUGCGGACUUGUCCCUCUUGCUGAACGUGUGUUUUUGCGUUUAUGGGGACUGGGGGUUAAGACCCUCCUCUUAUAGUGUUAUUGUUUUUGUGGACUAGGGAUUUGAGACCCUCAUCACGUCACGCUGAGGGGGUUGUCUGUCUGUGUGUGGAGGGGGUUAUUCUGUGUGUGUGUGGAACCUAGCUCCAAGCUGGCAGAUCGGGAGGACUCAGAUUGCUCGGAUCAGAUGAUCCAUCUUCAGCUGACCGUCUCAGGGGACUGGCCAGCACCCUGUAACUCCCAGCGGGUGGAGAUGCCCAGGAGAGAGAUAGAGGUGGUGAAGGGUCAGAUGGUAGUCCUACAGGCCUGGUACAGCCCCACAUCUGAUAUUGGCAGGAACAGCGUCAUCUGGAACUUCAUGGCCAACGACUCCAAGCAGGUCAUCUCCUACAGUAAUGGUGAGCCAGGGAUAGGUAGUCCUGAGUUCAGGAAGCGUGUUGGGUUCAGCCUGUCCAUGCCCUCGGCCAAUCUCUCCAUCUACAUCAACAACACCCAGGAGUCAGACUCAGGACGAUACCUCUGCAAUGUCAUCAUCCCUGGAGCCGCCGGUCUCUCUGGAGAAAUGCGCCUUAAUGUCAAAGUCCCUCCCUCGCCUCCAGUGUGCACGAUGACUGGGUCAUCUGUGCUGAAUGGCAAUGUGACACUGAGCUGUAAAUCCAGUUCGGGCAAACCCAUCCCUCAUUACAAAUGGACCAAGAAUGCCCCCAUGUCAGAGGUCUUCUUUUCCCCCAUGCAGAAUGAGAGGCAAGGUACCCUCAGGCUGAGUAACCUCACUAAGAGCAUGUCAGGGAAAUAUGUGUGCCGAGCUAGCAACACUGCUGGUUCUGACACUUGCUCUAUCAACCUGGAGGUCUUCACCUCCUCUAAUUCUGGAGCGAUUGCUGCUGCUACUCUGGGGUCCAUCAUGGGACUGGUAGCCAUCAUACUCUUCCUCAUCUUCAUGCUGAGGAGGAGAGACCACGAAGAGGAGGAGAUAGCCAAUGAUAUCAAGGAGGAUGCCCAGGCACCCAAGCGUGUUUCCUGGGCAAAGAGUGGCACAGGCUCAGACAUCAUCUCCAAAAAUGGCACGCUGUCAUCCAUAGCCACGAGCCCCCAUCCGGGAGACGCCCAGCAGCUAAAAAACUUCCCCUACCCCACUGCACCGGCCUCUGACACAGGCUCUGUGCUCAACGCCUACCGCCUUCGGCCUGGAGAGCUCAACCCCCUGCAGGGCCUCCCAGGGUACAUCAGUGGCACACUUCCACCCAGGCACACCAGACCCCUCUGUGUUGCUAACAACAUUGAUGCCACCUAUCCACAAGGGCACAGUCGACCCCCCAGUUCUAAGCACAUCAGUGGGACUCCACCCCCUGGCCACACCCGGCUCCUCACCACUAAUAUCAUUGUUGACACUCCUCCCCAUGGGUUCAGUCAACCACCCAGUUUUAACCAUGUUGGUGUCACCUCUCCACAUGGGUACAGCAGACCCCAUAGUUCUAACAACAUUGGUGCCCCCUCCCCCCAGGGGCACAGUCGACCCCCAAGUUCUAACAAUAUCGGCGCCCCUUCUCCACACAGGCACAGCCAACCUCCCAGUUCCAACCACAGCCGACCCCCCAGCAUCAGUAGCAUGCCUCACUAUGGACACAGCAGAUCCUCCAGUUCUAACGGUGCCCCACUUCAUUCCCCACCUGGAUCCCAUUCCCCACCUGGCCACAAGGUCACAGACCCCGACAAGACUGAGGGGGCCCAGCCCCAGGUACCACGCCCUCUCACCUCGCCCAUCAGCUCCGCCACCCUGGCCCGUAUGGGUGCUGUGCCCGUCAUGGUGCCCUCUCAGAGCCAGGCUGGAUCACUGGUAUAGCCCACUGGAGGGUCUCCCGUUUUACUACUGAACACAAAAAACUGAAGCAAAUGGAUAAAGACUUCCUCAAAGGAACAUUGCAUAGAGUAGAGAAGGAUUUGCUUGGAAUUAAAAACACUUUUUUAUUGUGAUCGUUCAAUAUUAUGUUCAGAGUAGAAAGAAUAGCUCAUGCUGAAGAAGACACUUGUGGAAUCCCCUGUAUUCAAGUCUGCACAAGUUCAAAGACUUAAUUGAUUUGUUUUGAUUAUUUUAGCUGUUUUCAAAUCUUUUUUGCUAAAUGUUUUUGCUUUUAUUUGCCAUGCUCAGAUUCUUUAAGGUUAAAACAAGGCCUAUUCUAUAUUCUUUAAGGCCUUUUAUAAACUGGGUGGUUCGAGCCCUGAAUGCUGAUUGGCUGACAGCCGUGGUAUAUCAGACCGUAUAUCUUUUUACUGCUCUACGUUGGUAACCGAUUUAUUAUAGGAAUAAGACACCUUGGGGGUUUGUGGUAUAUGGCCAAUAUACCACGGCUAAGGGCUAUAUCCAGGCACUCCACUUUGCAUAUUGCAUAAGAACAGAUAGUCUUGGGAUAUUGACCAUAUGCCGCACCCCCCCCCCCCCCGGGGCUUAUUGCUUAAUUAUUCUCUAAAACACAAGUUGUUUGUGAAGAGGUUGUUGAAUCGGUAUGCAGUGCAUUUGGAAAGUAUUCAGACCCCUUUGACUUUUUCCACAUUUUGUUAUGUUACAGCCUUAUUCUAAAGUGGAUUAUAUGAAAAUGUAUCCUCAUCAACCUACACACAAAACCCAUAAUGACGAAGCAAACUGAUUUCUAGAAAUUUUUGCAAAUGUAUAUAAAAAAACUAAACAUAAAUACCUUAUUUAAAUAUGUAUUCAGACCCUUUGCUAUGAGACACUAAGUUGAGCUCAGGUUCCAUCAUGUUUCCAUUGAUCAUCCUUAAGAUGUUUCUACAACUUGAUUGGAGUCAACCUGUGGUAAAUUCAAUUGAUUGGACAUGAUUUGGAAAGGCACACACCUGUCUUUAUAAGGUCUCACAGUUGACAGUGCAUGUCAGAGCAAAAACCAAGUCAUGAGGUCGAAGGAAUUGUCCUUAGAGCUCCGAGACAGGAUUGUGUUGAGACAGAUCUGAGGAAGGGUAGGUACAAAAACAUUUCUGCAGCAUUGAAGGUCCCCAAGAACACAGUGGCCUGCAUCAUUCUUAAAUGGAAGAAGUUUGGAACCACCAAGACUUUUCCUAGAGCUGGCCGCCUGACCAAAAUGAGCAAGCAGGGGGAGAAGGGCCUUGGUCAGGGAGUUGUCCAAGAACCCGAUGGUCACCCUGACAAAGCUUCAGAGUUCCUCUGUGGAGAUGGUUGUCCUUCUGGAAGGUUCUCCCAUCUCUGCAGCACUCCACCAAUCAGGCCUUUAUGGUAGAGUGGCCAGACAGAAGCCACUCUUCAGUGAAAGCCACAACAGCCCACUUGGAGUUUGCCAAACGGUACCUAAAGACUCUCAGACCAUUAGAAAUAAGAUUCUCUGAUGAAACCAAGAUUGAAAUAUUUGGCCUGAAUGCCAAGCGUCACGUCUGGAGGAAACCUGGCACCAUCCUUACGGUGUAGGAUGGUCGUUGCAGCAUCAUGCUGUGGGGAUGUUUUUCAGUGGCAGGGACUGGGAGACUAGUCAGGAUCGAGGGAAAGAUGAACAGAGCAAUGUACAUAGAUCCUUGAUUAAAACCUCCAGAGCGCUCAGGACCUCAGACUGAGGCGAUUGUUCACGUUUCAACAGGUCAACGACCCUAAGCACACAGCCAAGACAAUGCAGGAGUGGCUUCGGGGCAAGUCUCUGAAUGUCCUUGAGUGGCCCAGCCAGAGCCCAGACUUGAACCCAAUCUAACAUCUCUGGAGACCUGAAAAUAGCUGUGCAGCGAUGCUCCCCAUCCAUCCUGACAGAGCUUGAGAGGAUCUGCAGAGAAUGGGAGAAACUCCCCAAAUACAAUUGUGCCAAGCUUGUAGCGUCAUAACCAAGAAGACUCUAGGCUGUAAUCACUGCCAAAGGUGCUUCAACAAAGCAUCUGAAUACUUAUGUAAAUGUGAUUUUUCAAUAAUUUUUUUAUACAUUUGCAAACAUUUCUAAAAAUCUGUUUUUGUUUUGUUAUUAUGGGGUCUUGUGUGUAGAUUGAUAUGGGGGAAAAAACAAUAUAAUCCAUUUUAGAAUAAGGCUGUAACAUAACAAAAUGUGGAAAAAGUCACAAGGUCUGAAUGCUUUCCAAAUGCACUGUAUUUGACAGGUUUGACUUAUAUACAUUGUGUAAAAUUGUUUGUUAUAUGCCAGUUAUGACAUGUUGACAUGGACAUUGAUAAGGGAGGUGUUGUCUGAAGAGAACAUGCUCAUGAACUCACAUCAUGUUGACACUUGAAAGCACAUCACUGCCCAGAGAUGGGUUAAACAUUUAACUUCACACACACGCAAAUACCUGAUAUGCAGUAAAGCACACUCCCUUAGUCCUCCUUGACAGUCUUCUUCUCAGGCCAACUGUUCAUGUUGAUUUGUUACAACUCCAGUAAAACCUGCCAUACAUGCUCUAUCCAGGUAUUUUAUACAAUUUCAAUACUGGAAAUGUUUAAAGACAAAGCGUUGACCCAUACUUGUAUAUCUAUCUAAUAAGAACGACUUAUAUUACAGAAUAUUGUGGUUUUAUCACAUUCAUGUAUACUGAGAGAAUAUAUUAAUCUUAAUUAGGUAGUUGGAAUGUAUAAUUCAUUUAUAAUGUUUGUUCAAUGGCUGAGAUUCCUGCAUUUUAAAUAUUUUUCCCUUAACUCAAAGGCCCAGUGCAGUCAAAUGUGAUUUUCCUGUGUUCUGAGGUUGGAAUAAUACUGUGAAAUUGUGAAAAUG
Messenger RNA from Salvelinus fontinalis (brook trout), 4937 nucleotides. RefSeq names its product endothelial cell adhesion molecule b (gene esamb). Gene Ontology annotation, biological process: homophilic cell-cell adhesion. Bases 416 to 2071 code for a protein of 551 amino acids. Lineage: Eukaryota; Metazoa; Chordata; Actinopteri; Salmoniformes; Salmonidae. The transcript has 7 exons. Gene Ontology annotation, molecular function: cell-cell adhesion mediator activity. Gene Ontology annotation, cellular component: plasma membrane; adherens junction. The record is from RefSeq and is a predicted model, not a curated record.